UCCCUUGCGGUGGUUUAUGACUUCAUCAUUUAAUUGACUCAGCUCUCCCCUCUCUCUCGCAGUCCCAUCCAUCUGAAGCAAGCAAUACAGCAAAGGACCAAAACCCAAAUAAAACACAAAUUUCAUUUUAUUUAUUUAUUUGUUUAUUCAUUUAUUUUUAGAAAAAGUGGAGAGCCAUAUGGAAUUUGACGAGCACGAGGACCAAGAGCAAGAAGAGGAGGAGGAGGAGGAGGAAAUGGGAUUCUCAGUGGCGGCGGCGGCGAGUUACGACUCGCUGGGAAACGCCGCGGUGAGGUCUAAAAUUAGCGGCGGCGAUGGUGUUGCGGCCACCGUGAAUUCCGGUCGCAAAGGGACGGUGAGAUACAGAGAAUGUCAGAAGAACCAUGCCGUCAGCAUCGGCGGCCACGCCGUCGACGGAUGCUGCGAGUUCUUGGCUGCCGGAGAGGAAGGCACGCUGGAAGCCGUAAUUUGCGCCGCCUGUAACUGCCACCGCAACUUCCACCGCAAGGAGAUCGACGGCGAAACCAGCCCUUACCAGCACCGUUCGCAGCCACAGCCUCAGCCUCUGCACCCUCAGUACCACCACCAAUUCUCCCCUUACUACCACCGCGCGCCCCCACCUUCCGCCGCCGGAUAUCUCCACCACCACCUUGUAACACCUCCGGUGUCGCAGCACCGGCCCUUGGCUCUGCCACCGUUAGCUUCUGGAGGAGUGUUCAGUAGGGAGGAAGAGGACAUGUCAAACCCCAGCUCCAGCGGCGGCGGCGGUGGUGGCGGUUUUAGUGGCGGUGGUGGUAGCGGGAGUGGAACGAAGAAGAGGUUUAGAACAAAAUUCACGCAGGAGCAGAAGGAUAAGAUGCUGGCAUUUGCGGAGAAGCUAGGGUGGAGAAUUCAGAAGCAUGACGAAGCUGCUGUUGAACAAUUCUGCGCUGAAACUUGCAUCAAGAGACAUGUACUCAAGGUUUGGAUGCACAAUAACAAACACACUCUUGCUAAUUCUGAGCAACAUUCGGCUGGGAAUGGAUCGAAUCACUUGAACAGCACCACAAUAAUUGAGAAUUCUCAAUUCUCCUGAGGGAUAUUAACGAAAUAAAGAGAAAGAACUGAAGUUGGCAGAAGUUCAUGGAAGGGUUUGCAAAUGUUCAUCUUAUCAGUAGCAUCAGGUGAUGGUGAUCGAGGAGGGGGAGUACGCAAUGGAAGUAUGCGGAUGAGCACAGAGAAUAAAUUCCAACAUAAAGUUGUAUUUAACGUGAGUGGAAUGCAAGUGCAAAGCUGUUUAUGUUACUACUUUGCUGUGUUCCUUCGCAUUAUUUGUCGUCUUUCUUUCCUGUUUUUCCUCCCUAACACCGCCCUAGUUUAGUUUUAUUAUCGUUUGUCUCUCUCAUAUUAAUGUCUCCUCUUCUAUUUCUUUGCUUCUGGACACAUUAGACCUGAAAGAUUUAAUGAGUCAAAUAGAUUCAUCAUGAUCCGUAACUGAAGUGACACCAUUUUCUUUUGGUCUGAUUGAA
Molecule: messenger RNA, 1508 nt
Organism: Glycine soja
Lineage: Eukaryota; Viridiplantae; Streptophyta; Magnoliopsida; Fabales; Fabaceae
Product: zinc-finger homeodomain protein 2-like
Exons: 2
Coding region: 179-1075 (298 amino acids)
Biological process (GO): regulation of developmental process; regulation of DNA-templated transcription
Cellular component (GO): nucleus
Molecular function (GO): transcription cis-regulatory region binding; DNA-binding transcription factor activity
Source: RefSeq, a predicted model, not a curated record